This is a messenger RNA of Phoenix dactylifera (date palm), 1041 nucleotides long. RefSeq names its product heavy metal-associated isoprenylated plant protein 39-like. The record is from RefSeq and is a predicted model, not a curated record. Gene Ontology annotation, molecular function: metal ion binding. Lineage: Eukaryota; Viridiplantae; Streptophyta; Magnoliopsida; Arecales; Arecaceae.
UCCUCAAGCUGGUCCAAGCCCACAUGACAUAAUAAGACUACGAACAGUUUGCAACGCUAAUUUGAGAUUCAUCCAAGCGCUAUAUAACUUACCCACUACUACAAGUGAUCUUCCCAAGUUUUUCAUUUUUUAACCUCCAACUCUUCUCACUCUGCAUUCCUCUUCUCCCACUGAAUUCCACUUCUCUUCUUUUUUCAUUUGUGAUUGUUUAAGAUGUCUGCAGACAAGAAGAAGAUUGUGUUGAAAUUGUAUUUGCAUGAUGACAAGGCCAAAACGAAGGCUAUGGCAAGAGUCUCCAGCCUCCAGGGGAUUGAUUCCCUCGCCAUAGACAUGAAUGAGCAGAAGUUGACGGUGACCGGAGACGUCGACCCGGUUGAUGUUGUCCGCAACCUAAGGAAAUGCUGGUACACCGAAAUUCUUUCGGUCGGACCAGCCAAAGAAGAGAAGAAGAAAGAGGAGCCGAAGAAGGAAGGGGGCGACAAGAAAAAAGAAGCAUACCAGGAUUACAAAUCUCAUGUGACUGUGUACCACUGCGUUCAGUGUGCUGAGGAGAAUCCAAAUGCUUGUGUAACAUGUUAAUGGUUGCUCCAACAAUCGGAGAAGGAAUAGAAGAAACCGAUACAUGCCCGGGGGUGAUGAGUUUAUUCCGGUCGAAAGACAGGCUCAAAGAUUAUAAGGGUGGUGAUGUGAAGGGGAUGAUGGGAACUAAGAUGGUUACUCAUGCUGAAUUAAGUAUAUGAAUAGAGAUAAGUGAAUGUUUGGAUGUAUAAGGAUUGUUGGUAGUCAUUACUUAGGAGUUGUUUCUUUUUCUAUCUCAUGUUUUUCCAGUUGAAUAUGUGUUUUAAAUAGUAUGUACAAAAGAAAGAGUCUUCUUCUUCUUUGUGUGCUUGAAGAAAAUGAUCUAGAUUUACUUUUAAUUGGUCGUCACUGGCCAGAAGUACCUGGCCUUUUGUCUUGGGUAUAUUGACAUGCUUAACUGCACAUACAUGGCAUGACCAAGCUGUGCAUGUCUACUGUUUUAUACACACAUUCAUGCCUAAA